AUGAAUCAAAAAGGACAACCUUAUGAAAAUGAUACGUUACAAAUUCCUUUUUCAACAACAAAAGGUUUAGUAGCUACAGCUGUUGCAUUAUGCGUUUCAAAAGGUUUACUCAAUUAUUCAUCACUUUUAGCUGGAGAACUUGUACGAAGAAUCGAUCCGAAGAAACGAACUUUUGGACAAUAUAUUCAAGAUGAGAUUACAAAUCCAUUAAAAAUCAAAUCUUAUAUUGAUUUACCCAAAGAAAAAGAAUAUCGUAUAUCGCCAUUAUAUUUCGAUUCUAAUGUAGGAAAUAUUAUAGAUGAAAGAACUCUUUCAGAGUUAAGUGUAUUUACUGAUAAUCGUUAUCAUCAAGCAGAAAUUCCAGGUGUUAAUGGAAUAACAAAUGUUCGAUUUGUUGCAAGACUUUAUGCUUCUUUCGUUGAAGACUUAGAUAAUCGACAACAAAAACGAUUAUUGAAUGACGAUAUUAUGAAGAAAGCAACAAUAUCAAAUACACCUAAGAAUGAUAUUGAUCUUGUACGAGGUUAUCCGAAUGCAUUUGCAAUGGGAUUGUAA
Rotaria sp. Silwood1 is the source of this 555-nucleotide messenger RNA. NCBI's taxonomy places the organism in Eukaryota, Metazoa, Rotifera, Eurotatoria, Philodinida, Philodinidae. The record is from the annotation of a GenBank genome assembly.